Molecule: messenger RNA, 2952 nt
Organism: Chiloscyllium plagiosum (whitespotted bambooshark)
Lineage: Eukaryota; Metazoa; Chordata; Chondrichthyes; Orectolobiformes; Hemiscylliidae
Cellular component (GO): cytoplasm
Molecular function (GO): protein binding
Source: RefSeq, a predicted model, not a curated record
UUGACUCCCCCCGCUGGAUAUUUGAAGGGGCGGGGGAAGGGAAGGAUUUUCCCAGAUGUUGGCUGCGGGACUGCAGCAGUUUUCUUGCGCCCCUGCCCAGGAGAGUGGGCGCUGUGUCAGGGAAGGUGCAGAUGUCCCGCCGCUGCUGCGGGGCCGAGUCCUGUUCCAGGAUUUUGGGGAGAUGCAGUUGCCGAGCUUCCCGCCCGCCGUCUUCCAGCUGCAGCAUCUGGAGGAGUUACACCUGGAGGGGAACCUGAUCGAGGAGAUCCCGCCUCAGAUCGGGCGCUUGCGGAGGUUGCGGGUCCUCUACCUGAACGGGAACAGGCUGCAGCAAGUGUGCGAGGAGCUGGGCGAGCUGCAGCGUCUGCAGAGCCUGGACUUGAGCGACAACCCGCUCAACUGCAGCGCCCUCACCGAGACCCUGUGCCGCCUGCGGCAGCUGCGGGAACUCCGCCUGUACCACAACAACCUCAAGCAGCUCCCAGGCCAGCUCUGCAAGAAACUCCGCCACCUGCAGCUGCUGGGCUUGUCAGGGAAUAAGCUGGAGUCGCUGCCCUGGGAAAUCAGGAGCCUCAGCGAAUUGCAGCAACUUUACCUGCAAUGCAACAACUUACAGGGUUUACCCGUCGGCUUCUGCCAGCUGCACCAUUUAGAGGUAUUGGAUCUCAGGGACAAUGAAAUGAUUUCCCUCCCAGCCGAUAUCAACUGUUUGCAAAACCUGAAACACCUCUACCUCGCCGAUAACAACCUGGCAUUUAUUCCACAGACUCUGAGUAGCUGCAGCAGCCUGUGUGUAUUAGACAUCAGCAGAAACAGACUGGACCCCCACCACCUCUGUCCACUCCCAGGCUCUCUGGCCGAACUUGACCUGUCCGGGAACCGACUGCACACAGUCCCGGCUGUCGUCUGCGAGCUCGGCGCCGCCUUACAGCUGCUCUACCUGAAAAACACGCACAUCAGAAACCUUAGCUGUUGCUUCUCCCAGUUAACAGGACUUCGCCUUUUGGACCUCAGCCAAAAUGUUCUGCGGUACUUUCCGAAGCAAAUCUGCAGCCUGGGCCAUCUGGAAGUUCUGUCAUUGGAUGACAGCAAACUGAAAGAGGUCGCUCCAGGAAUAAAGAAUUUGAGCAAACUGAAGACCCUCGGUUUGACUGGGAACAGGUUCCGGGCUUUUCCCCAAGAAAUUUGCUUUGUGAAAUCCUUGGAAAAAUUAUAUCUGGGACAAGAUCACGGGAUGAAGUUCAUCCACAUACCUGAGGAAAUUUCCCAACUUGUGAACCUGAGAGAAUUAUACCUCGAGAACAACGAGAUUGAGUUUUUGCCAUCAACAACUGGGUUGCUCCGGAACCUGGUUGUGCUUGACUGCCAUGAGAACCGUUUACUGGAAUUACCUCAAUCAAUUGUGGACAUCCCUGGCUUGAAGCAUCUUUUAGCAAGUUGUAAUCGGAUAAGACAUCUCCCAGCAAACUUUGAUAAACUGAAGAAUCUGGAAAUCGCCUCCUUGGAGAGAAACCCACUGGAAAAACCUCUUGAUGAAAUUUGUCAUAAGGGAGUGUCUGCUAUAUUCCAAUACUUUGAGAAAUUGAAGACUCAGAACUUGAAAGCAACCAAGAUCCAAGCAUGGUGGCGUGGACAGAUGGUUCGAAAAGAACUAGGACCUUUCAAAAACCUGUUCCCAAAGAAAGACAAAAAAGGGAAGAAAGACAAAGGAAAGGAGGAAAAGGGAAAGCAGCAGCAGAAAGGAAAGAAAAAGUAAUAAAAGUAUUGACAUUGUCAAGCCAGAAGGCAAAUUUGUGAAUGUGCAUAAAAGCUGAAGGGUCCGACAAUAUUUCUGGCUUCAGGAAACCACUAAUUAUUGACCAGAAAAGCAAUGACAGAGUGGAGGGAAAAUUGACUUGUUUCCGCAAGAGCCUGUCCAUGUCAUUGGAUAUCCACCUAGAAGCUGGGGGCUGAGGUUGAGAGUUUGCACACAACUUGAACCACAGUCUGAGCUACAAAUCUUCUUAAAAAUUGCAGAGACCUAGAGGCUGUCCUCAGAAUUAUCUGAAUGUUUGAAUAUUGCACCUCACUUUCUAGAUAUCAGGGGUAAUACAAACCAGGCAGGAGCAAGGCCCACCCCAUUUUCCAGCACUUGUUUAAAGGAACUGCUGGCUUGGUGUCAUCCCAUUUCAAGCUUUCAUUGAAGACCAUUUUCAUUUUUGAGAAGUUCAAAAGGUUACUCUAAAACAUCCCCAUUGGAGAGUUGAAGGUCAAUCUUUUAAAAAGUUAUGAUCAGAGAUAAACAAUUGAACAUGCUGGGAUGUUUGUAGAACUUAACAUCAGAUAAAAAUUUUGUAACAUCUACUCACUGUCCUGCACUUCAUAAAAUAGCUGCCUGAUAGACACUAUAAUCAUAACUAAUUGUAAAUUGGCAAUGCCAUGCCUUUACAGCAAGAGAGACAAAAAAAAAUGUAGUUUGAAUGUUUAACUUAUAUGAUCAAAGUUAGAAUGUAAGGAUUUCAAGCCAGGCAUUGCACAAGCUGUAUUUCUCAAAAGGAAAAAAGCUUAGUGAGUUGCAACUUGGAAUUUUAUUUUCAUAUGCAGUUAAAGCAAACGCAAUGGAAUAACUCUGGUAUUUGGUUACUCCACUAAAAGCAGCUUUGCAUCCGAUCAACUUUCUUAAAUUCUUCCAAGUAAAGAACAAUAAAUAAUGCAUGACGUUUGGUAUAUAAAAGAUCUUCCAAAAGGUUUUGCUAUUGGACCACAUAAUAUUAUCAGGUUGUAUUUCCUGACAGACAGUUACUGGGAUUGGAAGAAUAUCAAAGAAAUCUUCAAAAACCUUGGUACUAUGUCUGUUAUAAUUAGUUCACAAUGUACUUAAACAAUUUGAAUCAGACAUAAUUCUCACAAUGGCCACAAUGGGACCCGGGUUUGAUUCCACCCUCAAUAGCGGUGUGUGUGUGUGUGUGAAGU